This is a messenger RNA of Cryptotermes secundus, 5169 nucleotides long. It is a transcript of the gene Fitm, whose product is annotated as fat storage-inducing transmembrane protein. The record is from RefSeq and is a predicted model, not a curated record. The coding region runs from base 599 to 1765 and encodes 388 amino acids. The transcript has a single exon. Gene Ontology annotation, biological process: lipid droplet organization; lipid storage; phospholipid biosynthetic process. Gene Ontology annotation, cellular component: endoplasmic reticulum membrane. NCBI's taxonomy places the organism in Eukaryota, Metazoa, Arthropoda, Insecta, Blattodea, Kalotermitidae.
GAGCAUUUUCUUCUGUUAUUUGGGUAAACUUCUCGCUUCAGAGGAUUAGUUCAAUCCAUUAUUAAAAUAAAUGCAUACCACUUUUAUACUAGUAAUGAUAAAGUAGGUCCAUCCAAACUCUACCCACUGAGAGGCCACAUUGUACCUUACAUACUCAGUUGCUACAUUUAAAAAAAAUAUAUUGUGGCAUAUAUACCUGUUACUAAGCAGUGACGCUGAAAACUGGCCAUUGUUAGAUAACACCAACAUACACGCAUACAACAAUAUAAGAAUGGGGUUAGCAAGGGUUGAAAUAUUGUUUGACUAUUAACAAUGGAAAUGGUAGAUUCUAAAGGGUUCUGACGAUAGUGUAUAGUACUCAGAAUUACAGUGUUUUUGGAUUUUGUUCAACGGCCGGCGUUCUAGAAACUUGUGUAUUAAAUAAUAGCCAACCCAUUUACUGACAUUGGUCUCUGCAGUGAUUACGGUCAUUUUGCUGCUGACGUCUGAACCGUCUGAUCGCUGGAAAUAGAUGGCAGCUUGGUGCUCGUGACGUCACAUGGGCUUCAUUCCCACAUAACAUUGAAUUGCUUACGGUGCUUACGGUUGAGCGAAGAUCAUGGCUACCAGGCGUAGACCUUUACAUUCAGCAAAUUCAAGCUUCAACUUUAGACCAAACACUGAGACGCGAAAAUGGGAAACGAAAGGGAAGAAACCGUUACCAGAACCAACGACUGUGAAACAGGUGUUGUUGAUGAUGAUUGUUCAUGUGUGUAGGAAAACAUUGUUCGUAGAUACUAGUGUAAAGGUUGGAAUCUAUGGAGCAAGUUUGUUUGUUGUGUCGCUCCUUGCGGAUGCCCUUCCUUUUCCAAGAACAUACAUGUCGAGAUCAAAUAACAUAUUCAAUAUAUAUUUUGUGAAAUUAGGUUGGGCCUGGACUUUAUUUGUUAUAUCCCCAUUUCUUCUUAUGACCAGUUAUAUUUAUUGUUGUGGCAGACGUGAUAAAAUUCUGCAGCAUUUUGCAAGGUUAGGAAUUGCGACAUUUGCUUGGUACGUUUGGACAAAAUUAUUCUGGUAUAUCGAAAAAAUGUAUGGGCAUUGCAACGUUAUACCAAAAAAAUAUCAAACAAAAGAAGCCUGUAUUGCUGGUGGAUACUUUUGGAAUGGUUUUGAUAUAUCUGGACAUGCAUUUAUAUUAAUAUACAGCAGUCUCAUUCUGAUUGAAGAAGCUCGUGCAAUUGUUGGAUGGGAAGGUAUACGAGAUCUUAUUAGGGAUGAAGAACAUGCAAGAACCACUGGAGAUGUUUCAGUCACCAACAGCCCUUUACGAGGAUUAUCAUAUGAAGAUUUCUCCAUCCUUAAGAAGUCCUAUGACAAGUUUACUCCAUACAUCCGAUUAUGUUUCAUUGCAAUGACUUUAUUGUGUGUGUUGUGGGAUGUCAUGUUGGUAAGCACAAUCUUAUAUUACCACAUAAUGAUUGAGAAGUUUAUUAGUGGUGCCAUUGCAAUUCUCACAUGGUUCUUUACGUACCGUUACUGGUACACCAUUCCUUGGACACUACCGAACCUGCCUGGAGACGGACUGUUCAAGUAUAAGGAUGUUCGACAGCCAAAGGAGCAAGCAAAGCGAAGAAGUACAACAAUUCCUCAAAGCAGUGUUAGAGGGCAGAUCCCAACAUUCAUGGGAAUGCCUCUCUAUGGAUUACGAAAUCAGGAGAACAAAGAACAGAAAGAUGAAGAUACGGAUGUUGAAGCAGAUGUACCGACAGCUUUUUUGAGUAAAUGACAAGAAUGUUAACACCAAUAAUGAAGCAGGCUCUCAUUUGAAAGAUUAAAAUUUGCCAAAUAUUUCAGUGCAUGCUGAUAACAUGCUUUUGGAGUGUUUUGUUACAGAUAUGGCAACUUAUAUACAGUUAUGAAUUAAGAAUAACAUUCUUUGGUGAUAUCUGAGUUUCACGUUGUUGAGCCUGUGGAGAUUACUGGCUUCUGGGAUAUGACAUCAUGUAAUCUGGUUAUUGGUACUGUUUGAGAGGAGCCUACUGCUUUCGUCGUCAGGUUAGACACUCCUCUGCCCUGAAGAAGGAGGCCGCAGAUUCCUCCGAAACUAACAGUUGCCAGACUUCGUUGUGUCGCAUUACAGAAACUGAUCUUCAUAAUCUUUCUUUAUGCUAAAAAAAUUUGUAUUUUUACUGGAUGCAUCACAUUUUCAAUGGGCACUUAAACCCACAUAACCAUGUCAUCUUUCUAAAUGAGAUACAGUUAUUUCAUAGUUUGUUAAUGGUUGUGAGGUUCUCUUUCAUCUUGUUUUAUUAUUUAUUUAUUUAUUGUAAGGGAAUGGAUUAAGGUUAACAAAUAUUUCAUAGUUGAACUGUGUAACCAAGAAGUUUUUUUCCUUGUAGACUUCAUGACACUUGUUGACUGAUAUUACAUGUGACAUUCAUGUAGCAGUUGUUGAUUCAUAGUCACAUUCACACAAUAAAACCAGUACAAGAAAAGUCUGUAUGAUAGUUUUGUAUGAAGGUGACUUAAUAACAAUGAGAAGUGUUAAAAGCUAGGUAAAUCUAUACCUGUAUUGUUAUUUGUGUAUGGGUACUUGAAAAAAGCUAUUUCAUUUAAUUUUGUUAAUUCAGACUCAUUUCAGUUAAUGACAUUUGAUUUGCUUGCUCUCUGAUUGAGAGGUGGGGAGAAGGGAAGUGGGGUGUUGUAUGGGUGACAGGAAGAAUGCGAGGGGAGAAGGGAAGUAGGGUGUUGUAUGGGUGACAGGAAGAAUGCGAGGGGAGAAGGGAAGUUUUGCACAUCUGCUGCUGUUUUCACAGGAAUAUGGAAACUUCAGUACAGUAUAUCCCUGUGUUCAGCUUAUGUUAUUUCACACUCAGUGUCCUUCUUUUAUGAACUUAACUGUCACAUAAAUUAAGGAGUACUUGUACUAUCAUAUUCAUAACCAAUUGAUAACACUCAGUGUUAUAAUUUUUAAGUGUUAACCCUUGCAGUCUGUUAUCCUAGUUUUGUCAUGACAGAAGAUUGAAUUGUAAGUGAAUAUAAUAGAUGUUCUUUUAAUAUAGACUUUGUUGUUUUAAUGAUAAAGACAUCACUUAGUUAAUUUUGUUUCUCAUAACAAAAGACAGUACAGUUACACCUGUGCUUAUUUAUGCACCACUCCAUGAGGACGUACAGGAAAUUGGAGAUACAGCUCCACACAUUCCUAACCUAAUCUUUAUGGUGUGCAUCCUGUUGUGUGUUAUAUCACACAUGGGGCCAUCUGCACACAUCUAUGAAUGUAAGCAAAGACAAAGUGGUACAAAUGUAUCACCAUUCGUUUUAUUGUGGAGAGGUGUUCCGCUACAUGUUUAGACUUUCAAGAGGUUAUCAUCAGGCUUACUUGCAAGAAUUCAGCCUUAAUUCUAGAAUUGUAUUUUAAUAUGAAUACAGAUUAUUAUAAUUUGUUUCAUUUUUGAUAGUGAAUAUUGUAUUAUUAAAUAUAUCUAAUAAACACACACUAAAAGUACUCUAAUAAUAUACAGUUUCUAAUUCUGUUUACAUACUAAGACUGAUUACCUUUUAUAUAGUUUGGAUUUAAUAUUACAUAGCUAUUAAUGUAGUUUGAUCCUUGAAGAUAAAAAUUAAAAAGAAUUUUUAAUUUCUUUCAAAUUGACUACUCAAGUUACACUUGAGAAAUAUAGAUACUAGAUGGUGGUGAAACAGAUUGAGGUUCUGAAAUGACUUGUUAAGUUCAGAUUACUAAGAUGACGGAUAAGUCCAGGAAACUGGUAAUUAUAAUUGUAACCCUUUAGAAGUAUAAACAAGGGUUGUUGUCAUAUUACAUUCUUCUUGUCACUUAGUUAAAUACUUUUUGAUGCAAACGUUAAACAGAAUAAAAGUGCGAAGCAAACCAUCUGCUGGUAAAUUUCGUGGAAUUGUGCUCUGUAGAUUACAUGAAGAGGAACACUGCUAGCAAUUCUAAUCACCAUCAUCGCCACUGAUGUUUGUAGCGCUCAUACGUAGUGUAUCACACUUCAUGGUCAAGUGGGUAACACUCUGCUUCAAGUCCCAGCUUUAAAUCUUGGCUUGAAGAGUGGCUGUCCUGUCUCAGAGGUUUUCUCUGGUUUUUCUCAGCCUUUUCAGGCAAUACCGGGAUAGUGCAUCGAAGCAGGCUGCAACUACUACUUUCACAUCCUUGCAAUUCAUUAGUUAUGUGACGGCUGUCAGUACUGUGUUCUGAGCUCGAUAUGAGGUAUACAAAGGACGGGUACUGAACACGAAGUUGACGCUUCAUCUCCGCAAGUACUGAGCUAAAGAAUGCAUGGAGCUUUUUCCUCUAUUUCCUUAUGUUUUCGUGGUGUGGUGCUUAACUAAGGAAAGGGGGUAAGUUUAUUUUUUAUUUUUAAGAAACUGUAAAUCAGUGGGAUUGUUGCCUGAUGUUGCAGACCACUGUGCAGAUAACCUGAAAGUGUUGUUCUGUUUUUCAUCAUUUGUGUUGUGUAGGAAGAAUGUGUGACUUGUGAUUUGUAUCAUGAACUGAUGCAGUGUUUCUUAUGUAGAACCAUGUCUUUAUUUUCCAUGAUGUUUCCAUCUGUGUAUGUUGUCUCUAACACCCAAAGCUUUGCACUAUCCUCAUGUGUGAUGUUUUUCUUAACCUGUUGUUCCCAUUUUGAUCUCAAACUUCCUCUUCAGUAUUUUCGUUUUAGUUUCAUGUUCUAAACCUUUUUUGGGAUUUGGUCUUGAUUUAUUCUUAAAGCAUCUGUGUCAUCUUAUUCUCGUAUUUAUAACUUAUCUUCCAAUGUAUUUAUCAACAGAUUCUCUCAAAAUUUUUGUUCUCAUUCUUCCCUGGUUUUUUCCUUCUGUGACUCUUAACUCUCUCAUCUCAGCUGCCAUUAAUCUGUUAAUGUCACCCUUUGUCCAUGGCCACGUUUUUACUCCACACAUUAAUAGGGCUCUAUAGUAAUUUGUAAUAAAACUUACGUUUCCUGUCUUUGCAAGUACUUACAUUAAAUGUAAUGGGAUGCCGAUGUUCCUUUGGAUUCCAUCGUGAGGAGCUUUCGCUGAGGCCCUGGCACUUAUAUCUCAUUGAACAAGCAUAGGGUAUAUAUAUAUAUAUGGUGCCUAGUAUCCUCCAACACAGAGAAGGGGAGUCAUGUGAUGGAUAGACCUGUUUCAACUUGAGGCACUAUCUGCAUUGUACCAGUGGCAGCA